Messenger RNA from Penicillium cinerascens, 519 nucleotides. RefSeq lists its product as uncharacterized. The coding region runs from base 1 to 519 and encodes 172 amino acids. The transcript is spliced from 3 exons. Lineage: Eukaryota; Fungi; Ascomycota; Eurotiomycetes; Eurotiales; Aspergillaceae. The record is from RefSeq and is a predicted model, not a curated record.
AUGGGCUUAUUCGGCCCCGGCUUCAAAGAGGUGGGGGACUAUAUGAAUGCAAUGCAGGCUCAGCUUGCAGAUAAUGCGGCAAAGUACAAUUAUCUCGGUACAACCUCCUGGUUGGGACUGGGCGACCGUUCCACAGCGAAUCAACAGAUGGUUGCGACCUACUUUCGAACCCUGGAAGAUGUACACGCUUAUGCACAUAGCCCACUUCACCGUGAGGCAUGGGAAUGGUGGAGCAAAAUCACCAAAUCACACCCGCAUCUCAGUAUCAUGCAUGAAGUCUACCAAGCACCGAAAGAUCACUGGGAAAACAUAUACAUUAAUAAUCACCUUACAGGUAUUGCUGCUACACAAUGUAUCUUUAAGCCGGAAAAUGAAAGCGAAAACACCGAGAACCUGUGGAUCCGCCCUAUUUUUGACGCCAAAAAGGGUAAAUUGAGUACGCACAAGGGCCGAAUUGAAAAGACCAAGGGUGACGAUAAUGAUAAUAUCUUUCCUGAUCAAACAUCCCGCGUCUAUUGA